Messenger RNA from Dermacentor albipictus, 636 nucleotides. Lineage: Eukaryota; Metazoa; Arthropoda; Arachnida; Ixodida; Ixodidae. The record is from RefSeq and is a predicted model, not a curated record.
AUGGCCAUUGUUAGUGAACUUGCUCAAGGUACAAAAAACUGCGAACUGGUCAAGAAGUACGGAUUGUCAAAAUCGACCAUUUCAACCAUUGCUAAGGGCAAGGAAAAGAUCCUUGGUGCUACCAUGAAUGCCGACCCGACGACUAGAAAGCGCCUUCGGAAGGCGGCCUACGCGGACGUUGAGGACGCACUGCUGAAGUGGUUCGCUGACGCGCGGUCUCGCAACGUUCUGAUCAGUGGACCACUGAUGCUCUCCAAGACUAAAGACUUCGCCUUCCUUUUGGACUUUCCCGAUUUCAGCCCAGGCAAUGGAUGGCUCCACCGGUUUAAGGCUCGCCACGGAAUUGUUUUCAAGGCUGUCGUCGAUGAGGCCGCGUCUGUGAACAACGAGGACGUCGAUGCGUGGCUUUCCAACAACCUCCCAACAAUCACGAGCUAUGCUCCACGGGACGUUUAUAAUGCCGACGAGACUGCGUUGUUUUAUCAGAUGUUGCCAUCUAAAACGAAUGCCUUGAAAGGCGGCAAGUGCGCAGGAGGGAAGAACAGCAAGUUGCGCAUAACCGUUCUUCUGUGGGUCAAUAUGGACGGCAGUGACCAGCGGCUGCCUUUUGUCAUUGGCAAGUCACGUAAGCCGUGA